GCCUUUGACUUCCGGGCCACGACUAGAAACGCUCCCUAGGGGCGGGUCUCAGGCGCCGAUUGGCUGUCGUGCAAAUGGGCGGUGAUUAAGCGGCUUGGAAGGAGGGGCUUAGCUCAUCCGCGUCCUAACAGCGGCUGGGCCAUGGCGGUCUCGGCCCUGCGGGAGGAGUUAGACUCGAGGUUCCUGCAGCUACUCAGCGACCUGGAGGAACUAGAGGCGAAGCGGGCGGCGUUGAACGCCCGGGUGGAGGAGGGAUGGCUCUCGCUUGCCAAGGCUCGCUAUGCCAUGGGUGCCAAGUCGGUAGGGCCCCUGCAGUAUGCCUCGCGUAUGGAGCCUCAGGUCUGCGUGCGCGCCAGCGACGCCCAGGAUGGACCCCAGACCUUCAGGGUGAUCAAAGCUGAUGCCCAGACCCCCGAGGAAGUGGGGCCCCGCGAGGCAUCUCUACGAAGGCGCAAGGGCCCUACCAAGACCCAAGAGUCAGGGUCCCCUGUGGUCCCUCAAGAUCCCUUGAACUGGUUUGGAAUCCUGGUCCCUCACAGUCUGCGGCAGGCUCAGGCCAGCUUCCGGGAUGGCCUUCAGCUGGCUGCGGAUAUAGCCAGCCUCCAGACUCGAAUCAACUGGGGUCGGAGUCAGCUCCGGGGCCUCCAGAAAAAGCUGAAGGAGUUGGAUCCCGGGCCUGCCUGACCUGAAGCUGCCUCAGAAGGCACUGAACAGCCAUCUUGAUGCCACUGCCCUACUCAGACCGUCUUCAUAAUAGUCCCUGUCUCAGCCAGUGCCCCUCGUAGAAAUGUCCUUAGUCUGCAUUGUCUCAGCCAGUGCCCCUCGUAGAAAUGUCCUUAGUCUGCAUUGUCUCAGCCAGUGCCCCUCGUAGAAAUGUCCUUAGUCUGCAUUGUCUCAGCCAGUGCUCCUCGUAGAAAUGUCCUUAGUCUGCAUUGUUUCCAGCUUGGUGAGUUAGCAAGUUUGAUGAGGCAAGCUGAGCAGUGUUGAAAGCAGCUUGUGUGAAAGCUCUUCUAGGUCCAUGUUCUCACGGGGCCUCCCUCCCUUUGGGUGAGUUAGACAACAAUCGGAUAACCUCCAGUCAGCCAGCUUGGGAUGAUGAGACCCUGCGUGCAUGGUGACCUGGAAGAAAAGGAGUCUGGAAACUUAGGCCAGCUCGGGACAAUUCCAGUCAAUAAAAAUACCUCUGGCAGGGCAUGGUACUGCAUGCCUAUAGUCCCAGCAACUCUAGAGGCUGAGGCAGGAGGAUUGCUUAAGCCCUGGAGUUACAGACUACCCUGGGCAACAGACCUUUUCUUUAAAAUUACAUAAGACAACACACAGGCAAACACCAGAGUAGACUGUCGGGUAGGAGGGAGUAUUAAAACGGGGGGGGGGGGGCACCUGACGUUCUUUCAAUGGAAUGGAAGGGACCUCCCACUUAAUUUUUAGCAGUCAGCCUCUUUGCCUGCUGAACUUGCCAUCCUGUGUCUGGGAACUGUACCAUGCUGAACUUUUCUACUGAGCUGACUUUUGUCUGGAGACUUGUGUUUGGGGAGAGAAAUUAACCGUUUGUGGGUGUAAAUAUUUCUUCCAAGUUUGUUAAUUUUGCUUAUAUUGGCUUUUCUAGUUCUUAACUGUAAAGAUAUGUAAAACUUGUACAGAAAAACUGAAUAAAGUAAAGGUUACAGUAA
Molecule: messenger RNA, 1670 nt
Organism: Mesocricetus auratus (golden hamster)
Lineage: Eukaryota; Metazoa; Chordata; Mammalia; Rodentia; Cricetidae
Gene: Vma22
Product: coiled-coil domain containing 115
Exons: 5
Coding region: 142-684 (180 amino acids)
Biological process (GO): vacuolar proton-transporting V-type ATPase complex assembly
Cellular component (GO): extrinsic component of endoplasmic reticulum membrane
Source: RefSeq, a predicted model, not a curated record